Messenger RNA from Drosophila innubila, 959 nucleotides. RefSeq names its product max-like protein X (gene bigmax). Lineage: Eukaryota; Metazoa; Arthropoda; Insecta; Diptera; Drosophilidae. Gene Ontology annotation, biological process: regulation of transcription by RNA polymerase II. The record is from RefSeq and is a predicted model, not a curated record. Bases 78 to 848 code for a protein of 256 amino acids. The transcript is spliced from 3 exons. Gene Ontology annotation, cellular component: nucleus. Gene Ontology annotation, molecular function: protein dimerization activity; RNA polymerase II cis-regulatory region sequence-specific DNA binding; DNA-binding transcription factor activity, RNA polymerase II-specific.
UUACUGGAUGGGCAACCCUCGGCUUGAGGUUUUGUUUUUGUGAACGGACGACAUCAAUCACAACGACGCAGUUGAUAAUGAGCGAUAAUUUGUCAAGCAAGGAAGACGCGUAUAACAUGGAGCAAGAUCAGGAAUUGAGUGGAAAGCACUAUUCACGCUGCAGCAGCGCUGGCAGCACCCACACGCCAAACUCAUCGGCCCACAAUUCUGAUGACGACGAUGAUAGCGGCGAUGCCCGACACUCGGCGGCCUCCAAUUCGAACUCAACACUCAGCUACAAGGAACGCAGACGAUCGGCGCACACUCAGGCGGAGCAGAAGCGUCGGGAUGCAAUCAAAAAGGGAUACGAUAGCUUGCAAGAGCUGGUGCCACGUUGCCAGCCAAAUGACUCGUCCGGUUACAAGCUGAGCAAAGCGCUGAUAUUGCAAAAAUCCAUCGAUUACAUUGGCUAUCUGAAUCAGCAGAAACUCAAGCAGGAGGAUGAGAGUGCGGCACUGCAAAAAGAGGUGACGGCAUUGCGAAUCAUACAGAAUGGCUAUGAGACCAUGCUCCAACACCAGCAGGCAAAUCCGGGACCCGAGGAGGCACGCCUCACAGACGAGGCCAAAUUUCAAGUGUUUCAGGCGAUAAUUGACGAAAUGUUUGAGACAUUCCAGCACAUACCCAUGGAUAACUUCAAGCAGCUGACCAGUGGUGUUAUACCCUGGCUGGAGGAGCACUGCAAGCCGCAUAUACUCCGCAACAUUCUCAGUCGGACGCUGCAGCAGAUGGCACAGGAGACGCAAGAGAAACAACAACAACAACAGCAGCAGGCCAUGGAACAGGAAACGGGCGAAGGAUUCAGUUGAAAAGCAAUUCAAGUUUAUCAUUUCUUUUUGUUUUUUCUUUGGGUAAAUGCUACAAAUAGUAAAUGCUUCGUUUAAUUGUUUGUUGUAAAAGCAAGCGUUACAAUUAUAGAC